AAAAAAAGUUAUUUAUAUGCCUCAUCUUCCCCUAUUGAUAAAAACAUUGUCAACAAAAGAAAGACAAAUAACAAAAAAAAAUAAUGGAGAUUAGCAAAUUUCUGGCCGUAGUUGUAGCCGUCGUAGUCCUCUACUCCGUGCAGGCAACAGCACAAGGAGGAAACCCUCAGACGAUGGCUUGCGUGCAAAAAUUGGUGCCGUGUCAGCCGUACAUACACACGGUGAAUCCGUCUCCUCCGCCAUCGUGUUGCGGGCCAAUGAAAGAGAUCGUAGAGAAAGAUGCACCGUGUUUAUGCGCCGUUUUUAACAACCCGGAGAUGCUCAAAGCCCUAAACCUCACCAAAGAGAACGCUCUCGUGCUUCCCAAGGCAUGUGGAGUUAAUCCUGACGUUUCAGUCUGCUCCAAAAUCGCCUCUCCUUCGCCUACUGCGACGCCGGGAUCAACCAAUGGAACCUCUUCCGCUUCAACUAUCAGCUUCAAUCGAUUUAGCUUUCUAAUUUUCGGUGUAGUCACCAUCGUCGUCAUUCUCUACUCCGUGCAAGUUACAGCACAAUUAUUCGGAGAUGUGCAACAGGCAAUGCGAUGUGUAUCAAAACUGUUGCCAUGUCAACCGUACAUUCACUUGUCGAUUCCUCCGCCGCCGUGGUGUUGCAAUCCGAUGAAACAGAUCGCUGAGAAAGAUGUGUCGUGUCUAUGCACCGCCUUCAAACAUCCAGACUUGCUUAGGUUCCUUGCUCUCACCAAAGAGAACGCUCUUAAUCUCCUUAACUCAUGUGGUAUUAAUCAUGAUUUGUCACAGUGCAACAAGAUUAAUCCUUCUUCACCUGCUGCGUUGCCUGAAGCUGCGACCAGCGGGAAUUCUGGCAGCACCAAGAAAAAUGCAGCUCUAUCCAUCAGUUUUUUGGGAUUUAGCUUUGUAUAUGCUUUUCUCGGGAUGAUCUUCUUUUGAUUUUUCUUUGUAAUUCUCAGAAAUAUGUUUUAUGUAACUUUUUUUUGAAUUACCUAACAAUUUUUCCAGUGUUAUCGUCUGCUAAAUUUACUAAGCACCAAUCAACUUAGAAAGACCUA
Arabidopsis arenosa is the source of this 1069-nucleotide messenger RNA. NCBI's taxonomy places the organism in Eukaryota, Viridiplantae, Streptophyta, Magnoliopsida, Brassicales, Brassicaceae. The record is from the annotation of a GenBank genome assembly.